AUGGAGCCCGUCGUGAAGGUGUACGGGCCGGCCAUGUCUUGGAACAUAGCCAGGGUCCUUGUGAGCCUGGAGGAGUCCGGCGUCAACUACGAGCUCGUCGCCGUCGACUUCGCCGCGGCCGAGCACAAGAGCCCCGCCCACCUCGGCAGGAACCCGUUCGGUCAGGUCCCAGUUUUGGAGGACGGUGACUUUUGCCUCUGGGCUCUCAUCACAUAUAUUGUCUAUGUCUAUGCAACAGAGUCGCGCGCAAUCACAAAAUAUAUAUGCCGAAAGUACAAACCUGAGCUCCUUGGGGUUGGCAAUCUCGAGGGAUCAGCAAUGGUCUAUGUGUGGCUGGAGGUGGAGGCCCACCAAUACCGUCCUCUCAUAGAGGCUAUUCUUAUGGAGGUCAGGAUCCGGCCAAUUUUCGGGCAAAGGGUUGAUGAGAGGGCCGUCGAGGAGAACAUUGAUAAGCUGAAGAAGGUGUUGGAUGUGUAUGAGUCCAGAUUGUCGAGCUCCAAGUACCUAGCUGGAGAUUUCAUCAGCCUCGCCGACCUCAACCAUGUCUCCACCAUGCUUUGCCUAGGGAUCACUAUAUACAUAUCGGUGCUCGACAUGUACCCGCAUGUAAGGGCCUGGUGGGAUGACCUGAAGGGCAGGCCAGCGGCGAGGAAGGUGUCGGAUCUAAUGCACAUGUCCGUGAAGAAUGAUCUAAAAUGAUUAUGUUGGCAACACCUAGCUCUUCCAUUAAUGU
Molecule: messenger RNA, 733 nt
Organism: Triticum urartu
Lineage: Eukaryota; Viridiplantae; Streptophyta; Magnoliopsida; Poales; Poaceae
Source: RefSeq, a predicted model, not a curated record